AUGUCCUUCAAAUACAAUAACUUACAACACUCUGCUGGAUUGUCUCUCCAAAAAUGGGGAAGUGGAUCUGCCUUGGACAUUCUUUACGGGAUGACAGAGAAGGACUGUAUGCCUGACCUUUUAUCUUACAACACUGUGAUAUAUGGUUUAGCUACAGAAGAUAGAGUUAAUGAAGCAUUGUGGCUCUUUCAUCAGAUGAGAAAAGUUUGCAUACCUGAUUUUGUAACUUUGUGCAGCAUCCUUCCAAGUUCAUUAAAAAUGGACAGACAAAAAUGCUUUGCAAAUCACCAAAGAAUAUAUUAUGCAGCCCGAAUGCUCAGAGAGAUAGGUUCUCCUGGGAAAGCUCUAAUGGAAGGGAUAUUAGGUGAAGCUGGAUAUGAUCAGUCAGUUAAAUUUUCUGAAUUGAUUGCUACAAGUGGUGCUUAUCAAAAUGACUACUUAUUAUGCCCUCUGAUUAAGUUUCUCUGUAAGCAUAAGAAAGCUGUUGAUGCACACAAACUAUUUGAGAAAUUCAAGAGCUAUGGAAUAUCACCAACCAUGGAAGCAUAUAAUCUCUUAUCACUGGACUCCUAG
Molecule: messenger RNA, 573 nt
Organism: Phoenix dactylifera (date palm)
Lineage: Eukaryota; Viridiplantae; Streptophyta; Magnoliopsida; Arecales; Arecaceae
Source: RefSeq, a predicted model, not a curated record